Trichoderma citrinoviride is the source of this 1515-nucleotide messenger RNA. Its product is annotated as DUF1776-domain-containing protein. The transcript has 3 exons. The coding region runs from base 1 to 1515 and encodes 504 amino acids. NCBI's taxonomy places the organism in Eukaryota, Fungi, Ascomycota, Sordariomycetes, Hypocreales, Hypocreaceae. The record is from RefSeq and is a predicted model, not a curated record.
AUGGCGACCGACGGCAACCAGCAGGUGAUGGACGUGCUGUCUACCAUCUCGGGCCACUUCCGGCGCGUCACGGACAACGCCGCCGACUUCAUCGACAAGGGCGUCGACAAGGCCUCCGAGGCCGUCCGCGAGCGCCUGGCCACCGUCGACUGGCUGCCCGACAUCGUCAAGCCGCUGCCCCCGCCCAAGCCCGAGGUCAUCGUCGUGCCGCUGUCGACGCUCGAGAAGCUGCAGGGCUGGGUCGCGCGCAACAAGUACCUCAUCGGCGCCGCCGUCGUCAUCACCGGCACCGUCGCCUACAAGGGCUACCAGCAGAACAAGUACGUGCGCAAGGUCCGGCGGGCCAAGCGCAGCAAGAAUGGCGGCCGCUCCGAGGUCAUUGUCAUUGCCGGCUCGCCCCGGCUGCCGCUGACCAAGACGCUGGCGCUUGAUAUGGAGAGGCGCGGCUUCAUCGUCUUCAUCGUGUGCAAUGCGGUCGAGGACGAGGCCGCCGUAAAGUCCCUGUCCCGCGCAGACAUUCUGCCCCUCACCAUUGAUACCACAAACCCUCCCAAUGCCGGACUGGCCAUCGAGCGCUUCGCCCACUUCCUCACAUCUCCCCGAGCUCCCGGCCCCAACAUCAAGCCCAACCAGCUGACGCUCAAAUCCGUCUUCCUCAUCCCCAGCCUCCACUACCAGACGUCUCCCAUCGCCACCAUCCCGCCAUCAGCCUUCGCCGACCUCUUCAACACCCACCUGCUGCAGCCCAUCCUCACCAUCCAGAGCUUCCUCCCGCUGCUCACGUCAAGGCUCAACCCCGUCGGCGAGAAAUGGGUCCCUCCCAAGGUCCUCGUCUUCACCCCGUCCAUCAUCUCCUCCAUCAACCCGCCCUUCCACGCCCCCGAGGCCACCGUCUGCUCCGCCCUGUCGGCCUUCACCGAGGUCCUGACGGCCGAGCUGCGCCCGCUCGAUAUCCCCGUCACCCACAUGCAGCUCGGCACCUUUGACUUCUCCGGCUUCGUGCCGAUCCGCACCGGCUCGCCGACCCAGGGCCUGGUCACCAACGCCGGAAACCCCGAGGACACGCUCGUCUGGCCCGACGGCGCCCGGCACGUCUACGGACGCAACUUUGUCGCCCAGACGGCGUCGGCCAUCUCCGGGGCCCGCAUCCGCGGCCUCAAGGGCAGCUCCCUCCGCCACCUCCACGCCACCGUCUUCGACGUCAUUGACGGUUCCAUCAAGGCCGACACGGUCCGCAUCGGCCUCGGCGCCAGCAUCUACGGCUUCGUCGGCCGCUGGGCCCCGCGGAGCCUCGUCUCGUGGAUGAUGGGCAUCCGCAAGGUCGACGAGCUGUCCACCUGGAAGACGAGCUCGUACGAGGGCUCCGAGGACGGCAGCGACGACGGCGAGGAGGGCGGCGAGGGGUCCAUCUCCGAGAGCAAGGAGUUUAUCGCCGUCCAGUCCGACGACAACGUCUGGGGCUCGGGCGAGACGGCCAAGUGGGAGCAGCCUCCUGCCGACGCCCCCGCUCCUUGA